Darwinula stevensoni is the source of this 351-nucleotide messenger RNA. The record is from the annotation of a GenBank genome assembly. NCBI's taxonomy places the organism in Eukaryota, Metazoa, Arthropoda, Ostracoda, Podocopida, Darwinulidae.
AUGAUUGAACAUGCAUGUACGGAUUUCAAGUGUGCAUCCAGUUCGUUUUGCAUCGACGAAGGUCUCACUUGCGAUGGGAUCUCCCAUUGCCCAGACUCCAGCGACGAGGACUCUUUCCUUGCUCAUUGCCCGACGGAUCCAGGGGGACUUUUAGACAAUUUCGGGCUAGAAAGGAUGGAACUAUUGGGGUAUGGAGGCAGUGCAGGAGCUCUCCUCCUCUGCAUUAUCAUCACAGGUAUCUGUGUCUACCGAAGAAGACGACAGAGCCCUACGACUAUCUCAACACAUGAUUCCUAUCAAAAGACUCGGGGGCAGAAAUCUCAAGGUCGUAAUUUUGAUCCCAAGUCGUAA